Molecule: messenger RNA, 1019 nt
Organism: Wyeomyia smithii (pitcher-plant mosquito)
Lineage: Eukaryota; Metazoa; Arthropoda; Insecta; Diptera; Culicidae
Exons: 3
Coding region: 115-762 (215 amino acids)
Cellular component (GO): mitochondrion
Source: RefSeq, a predicted model, not a curated record
UUCUUUGCGUUGCAUCACGCGCGUUUGUGUAAAGUUUAAUUUCAAAUUAUAGAUUUGCAGGGAAAAAUAAGUUCACAACUUAUCGUGACUAAUUAGGUGAAUCUGUUAAAAAGUAUGUUACACUUAAACCGAUUGUGUGCAGUACAUCGGAUUGGCGUUGUGAAGCAAAGGUUUCCUCGCUUUUUACUGCAACCGGCAGCAGCUGUAUCGGGGCUAGUGCGCAAUUGCUCCACAAAAUCAUUACAAACAGAAGGGUCGCUGCCAGAGCUCAAAACCGACAGUGAGCCGAAUGUAUCAUGGAACACCAUCUAUCACUUUCCAGGAAUAAUGCUUACUGCUUCAAUUAAACGACUUCGAAUGUACCCGGUUGCAGCGACAGCAAUAACUGUUCCUAUAUCAAUAGGACUGGCGUACGGCGAGAUUUGUUCUGUCGUGACAGCGCAAAUCUGUGGAUCGAUAGGCCUGUCCACUACUUUGACUCUAUUAUUGUUUAGUUAUUUCACGAAUAAUCUUGUUGGAUACGUCUACGCUGAUGAUCGCUUUCAAAAUGUUAAAAUUUCUUACGUGGACUUUCACGGCAAACGACAAAAUCGAAUAUAUCCCGUGAACGAAAUCGUACCGCGCACUGAGCUUGGACGAUCACUGCUGAAGUUUUAUUUUCCUAUCAAAAAUCACAGUAACGAUGAGGUGUACAAGUUAGUUCAUCGAUAUGGACAAAUUUACAACGACCAAGCAUUUAACGUUGUGUUUGGAAAGGAUUAAUGCGGAUCUGCGAUAAAUAUGGCAAACCAACCAAAAAGUGGGUACCAGAAACGCUGGUACCAGAAUCAGUGAGUGGUAGAUGGAAAAUGUAUGGAGUUUGACAGCCACAAGAGCCCCCUGUUGCAAUACCAUUAAACAUCGAUACUUAAGAUCGAUACCUGUAUCGAGAGCAAGUACGGAUAUUCCGAUAGUAUCGAGGCUAACGUAUCGAUAACCUAAAUGUAUCGUUGUGCGAUACCAGUACCAGUUCAUUCAAA